AUCUACUGCACCGAACGUGUCCUGCCUGUUAGGCGAAGGGCUGUCUUGCUACCGUAUAGUUUGCUGAACUGGGCCGCGCCCCGUGCGGCCCUCAGGCCAAGCGUCUACGCCGACUGUAGAGCGGAACUUGUGGAGGAGCUCCCGCCAGGGUCACGAGGCAUUUGUCCACGAGACCGAAACGAGGAGGUCCAUUUGUGGGACUGGCCGCCCGCACGGCCAGCUCGUUGGGUCCCCUGCGAUGGAGGAGCAAACAUACAGUCUCGACCAGUUCGCGCCCCAUCAACAGCCACCCGCAGCAUGCUCAGCCCUCACAACGCUCAGCCCCCACCUCGCGGCCCGACGCCCCGCCGCGCCGGCGGCCGCCCCCGCCACCCCCGCCGGCCCCGCCUGGGGCGAGCUGCCGUCUGACGCCCUUGCGGUGAUCAUCAACGACUGCGGCCUGGCCCAGUCUGACGUGGCGGCUGUGCGCCUGACCUGCCGCCACUGGCGCCACACCAGCUGCUGCUGGCUGCAGUCGCUGUCGCCCGCCUGCGCCUCGCUGGAGCAGGUGGCGGACAUAGCCGCCCGCUUCCCCUACCUCACAUCAGUGGACCUCACCCGCUGCGACACCAGGCUGGUGGGCCACGCCUGCCUGUGCCGUGACGCCUCCAGCCGCCUGGCCGCGCUGCUGGCGGCUCUGGCGGCCAUGCCCUCGCUCACGGCCCUGACGCUGUCCGACACCUUCAGCGAGCGCAUGGGGCAGAAGUACUGGGCGGCCAGUGUGUGUGCACAGGCGCUUCUGGACCACAGCGAUGGCGUGCCCGCGGCCGGACCGGCACCAGGCGGGGAGGGGCAGGGGCAGGCGGCGGCUGGCCCAGGCACCGCCAGUGCCCCACACCAGCAUCAACACCAGCACCACCAGCACCACCAGCACAACCUGCCGCCGCCGCUGCCUCAGCCGCCUCAUCACGGCAACCGCUCCUCUGCCGCGGCGGCCGGCGGCCCCGCCGCGACGGCCAUGCCCCCCGCCACUCCGCCGCGGGCCUCCCAACCUGCGGCAGCCGAGGGCUCUGUGUUGCCCCCGACCCCGACGUCACAAGCCGCAGCUAACACACAUGCUGCUGCGGCUACAGCGGCUGCGGCUGCCGGCGCCGACGCUAGCACGUCCGAGCCCGUGCACACAGACUUGCUGGGCGCCGGGGCGCUGUCGGAGCCGCUGCAGCGGCAGCCCAGGCAGCAGCAGGGGCACGACCCGGGCCAGGACCGAGCGCAUGAGCGGCAGGAGCCGUCGGAGCACGGGCGGCAGCAGGAGCCGGAGGAGGAAGGAGAGCAGCUCUCGGGGAGCCCACAUGCGCAUUCACAGCCACACCUACAGCAGCAGGACCAGGCGGCAGUGCCGGGCACGCCCGCACCCGCCACGCCGGGCCCCGCCACGCCGCAGCAGGUGCCGGCGGCAUCGCCAGCUGACGCCGCCGUCUCGACUGCCUCACCCACCCCUUCGACCCCUCCUGCUGCUGCUGCUGACCACCCCAUGACCACGACCUCUAGCAGCACCCCCACCCGCAGCACCCCCCCUUCUGACCCGGACCUUCUGCUGACGGAGCUGAUGAACGACCCCGGCAUCAAGUCCUUUGCGCGCGCCAUCGCCCGACCCGGAGCCACACACCAACACGCCUUCUGGCUGCCCGACUGGUUCGGCCCGCUGGCCAGCCUGCGCGAGGUGGCGGUGCGCGGGCGGCAGCGCCCCGCCUCCGGCCUGCCGCCCUGCCUGCUGUGGCUGCACGCCGGCCGCACGGCGCCGCAGCUGACCCGCCUCAGCCUGACGCGGCUGGGUCUGGCCACACUGCCCGAGCAGCUCAGGCACCUCACAGCACUCACACGACUGGUGGCGCAGGACUGCUCGUUGUCGUUGAUGCCCAGGGGCAUUGCGGCGGGGCUGUCGCGGCUGCAGCACCUGGACCUGUCGCUCAACGGCCUGACGUCACUGCCCGCGGACUUCACCUGUAUGACCGCCCUCGAGCACCUGGACCUGCAGCGCAACAAGCUGGCCGCGCUGCCCGCCGACCUGGGCCGCCUCACGCGGUUGACCUGCCUGCUGCUGUGCAACAACCAGCUGCGGCAGCUGCCCACCAGCCUCAGCGGCCUGGCGGGGGUGCAGCACCUGGCGGCCUCCUACAACUGGCUGGGCGGCAUGGCUGCGUCGCUGCCGCUACUGUGCGGGCUGCCGCGGCUGAGGCGGCUGGAGCUGGCGUGUGUGAGCGACGUGCGCUGCAGGCUGGUGCCGCCGCAGGAGCUGCAGCUGCUGGCGGGCGCCCUGACGCACCUGGACCUGGCCGCCAACAACCUGGUGCCGGCAGACGUGCUGGGCACGCUGACCUCUCUGCGCACGCUGGUGCUGAGCGACUGCGGGCUGCUGGCUGUGCCGCCCUGGGUGCGGCGCCUGGCCCCCUGCCUGUCCCACCUGGACCUGUCCACCAACUCGCUCAGCGAGCUGCCGCCCUGGCUGCCCGCCUGCGGCCGCCUGCGCUUCCUGUCCAUUGCGCACAACCGCCUGUCGCUGAGGGUGCCGCCCAGCGUGCUGGAGCAGAUGCCGCAGCUGCGUGUGGUCGAGUCCGAGUAGCGCCCCCACCCCCACCCCCCACUCGCCAGUGGCCGCGUGACGUAUGGCGCACUGGUGGUGACCCAUUGCCCGAGUGUCUGACAGUGACAGUGACAGUGACAUACAGCAGUCUGGCGACUGUCGGUGCACCGGCACUCUCUGUGAGUCAGGCGGCUGGCGAGUGGUAAGAUGAUCUGCACUUCUGUGUUGCAGAAGCACAAGGUGUAGCUAGCAGCGGUGUAUUUGUGUGUGAAAGUGCAGGGCAGUGCAUGGAGGUGUGUGGCCAACUUUCUUCACUCAACGCGAGGGGUUCCAUCAGUUGAGUGGCCAUUUAUCUCUGGAAUGGAGUUGGAUAUAGUAGUGCUCACCGACAUUGACAUCAUUGCAAGCAGGGCCAACAGGGCCAGUGAGCCCGGCAGGACGGAUGAGAAUGAUAAAGGUGGCUGCAGGGCUUCGGAACUUUGGGACUCAAGUGCGGCAGGCAGGCAGGCAGCAGGCAGGAGCUCGCGGUCCGUGGGGGCCAAUGCCGCCAGGGCUUGCCCCAUUAGUGCGGGUGCAUCGGGUGACCCAGAUUUGGUACUGCAGGAUGUGUGGGCCCGUCAUACUUAAGAGCUGCAUCUGAGGAGCAGGCGGAACCUGUUGUCGCAACGUGUUGGGUUGUGUGGGUGUGACAGUAUUACGGUACUGAUGCAAGGCCGUUGCAUAUUAUAGGUCACAGAGAUGUUGGUCUGGCAACUCAGUUUUAUGCUGCGGUUUGUCCUGUUUGCCACUGGUUCCAUCUGCACCGACUUCCCUUGCAAGGCGUGUAGGGUGCAGGCCUGCAGGGGUGUAGCCGCGCAUGUCAAAUGCAAGUUAUCAAUUAAGGCGCACCCGUAGUUAGCAAGGUGUUUGCCGGGGUCUUGUGAGGUAGGUGGUGUGGCCUGCCGCGUAUUGCGUAGAGAGCGACUUUCACGGCCCAUCGGCCCGUGACGGCUCUGUCUGAAGCGGGGCCGGCGCCUGCUCAGUCUGGAUGGUGCGUGGCCGCUCCGUGCGGGUGGGGCGCGGCGCCUGGACGAGGGGGGGGGGGUGGGCGAGGACCUGGUGAACCCCGAGACCAGGAGAAGAUGCGAAGGCCGCGGACAUGUAGGAGUACGCGUUCCGUCACCGUUAACAGUAGCGGCAGGCAAGGCAUUUGCAUGAUGGGUGGAGUGGUGGACGGUUUGGGUUCCGGUUGGACGGUUGGACAGCAAAGGCACAGCAGGCUUGCGCUGAUGACAAGUGUUCCCCAGUCACGCGGUGGUCUUUUGCCUGGUGUAGUCCAGUAUGGCUUUCCUCAUAAAUCUGCGCCUCGGGCUCUUUACCUCGCAACGAGUCGCCACAGUCGCAGUCAAUGAUGUUCUGAAAAUUUUGGGGGGGAUAGGAAACAAAGUGCCAG
Messenger RNA from Chlamydomonas reinhardtii, 3992 nucleotides. RefSeq lists its product as uncharacterized. The coding region runs from base 239 to 2599 and encodes 786 amino acids. NCBI's taxonomy places the organism in Eukaryota, Viridiplantae, Chlorophyta, Chlorophyceae, Chlamydomonadales, Chlamydomonadaceae. The transcript has 12 exons. The record is from RefSeq and is a predicted model, not a curated record. Gene Ontology annotation, molecular function: protein binding.